This is a messenger RNA of Zingiber officinale, 1621 nucleotides long. RefSeq names its product UDP-D-apiose/UDP-D-xylose synthase 2-like. The record is from RefSeq and is a predicted model, not a curated record. Bases 208 to 1383 code for a protein of 391 amino acids. Gene Ontology annotation, molecular function: carboxy-lyase activity. The transcript is spliced from 10 exons. NCBI's taxonomy places the organism in Eukaryota, Viridiplantae, Streptophyta, Magnoliopsida, Zingiberales, Zingiberaceae.
ACCGCGCGCUUACUGCCGCUGUGGCACAUCGACGCAAUCACUCGCUAAAUCACCGCUCGAGACUCGUGGGUAUUUAAAUCGUCCACACCUAUUCAUCCCGAGGCAUAUGCGCUCUCUCUCUCCUCCGCUGCAACGCGUCGGCAGGCAGUGAAUCGACGCCACCGAGAGAUCUCGCAGGUAGAGAGAGGAAUUUUGAGCAUAUCAGCUAUGGCAUCGGUUGCGAGGCUGGAUCUUGACGGGAAUCCGAUCGAGCCGAUGACGAUCUGCAUGAUUGGGGCCGGGGGAUUCAUAGGCUCCCACCUGUGCGAGAAGCUGAUGGCCGAGACGCCCCACACGGUGUUGGCAGUGGACGUCUACUGCGACAAGAUCAAGCACCUACUCGACCCGGAGGAGGGGCAGGAGGCGUCGCGCGGCCGGAUCCAGUUCCACCGCCUCAAUAUCAAGCACGAUUCCAGACUGGAGGGGCUCAUCAAGAUGUCGGAUUUAACGAUUAAUCUGGCGGCAAUCUGCACUCCUGCGGACUAUAACACCCGUCCACUUGACACCAUCUACAGCAAUUUCAUUGAUGCUCUCCCAGUUGUCAGGUAUUGCUCAGAAAAUAGCAAGCGUCUCAUUCACUUCUCGACUUGUGAAGUUUAUGGGAAAACGAUAGGAAGCUUCCUGCCCAAGGACCAUCCUCUUAGAAAGGAACCUGAGUUUUUUGUGCUCAAGGAAGAUGCCUCCCCCUGUAUUUUUGGUUCAAUUGAGAAACAGAGGUGGUCUUAUGCUUGUGCAAAGCAGCUUAUUGAGAGGUUGAUUUACGCUGAGGGUGCAGAAAAUGGUCUUGAGUUCACCAUUGUGAGACCUUUCAAUUGGAUUGGACCGAGGAUGGACUUCAUUCCUGGGAUUGAUGGUCCUAGUGAGGGUGUUCCCAGGGUUCUUGCAUGCUUCAGUAAUAAUCUGCUGCGCCGUGAGCCUUUGAAACUUGUUGAUGGCGGUCAAUCUCAACGAACAUUUGUGUACAUCAAGGAUGCAAUUGAAGCAGUUCUGCUGAUGAUAGAAAAUCCUGCUCGAGCUAACGGCCACAUCUUUAACGUGGGAAAUCCUAACAAUGAAGCCACUGUAAAACAACUUGCUGAGAUCAUGACCCAGGUUUACGCAAAAGUAUCAGGGGAGCCUCCUUUGGAGGUGCCUACAAUUGAUGUUAGCUCGAGAGAGUUCUAUGGCGAAGGAUACGAUGAUAGUGAUAAAAGAAUUCCGGACAUGACAAUUAUUAAUAAACAGCUUGGUUGGAACCCGAAAACAUCUCUAUGGGACUUGCUGGAUUCCACAUUGACUUACCAGCACAAGACCUAUGCUGAAGCCAUCAGGACGUCACUUGCAAAGCCUGCUGCAUCCAGCUAGAUGCUUGCUUUUCGUUUCUGCAUAUAUAUAUAUAUAUAUAUUGCAGAUCAUAUAGAUUUUGCUAGUGAGUUGCUACGUGCCAUUCUUUCUAUUGUGACUUUUAUAACCAGCUUAUGAUCCAUUUAUUUAUCGUGGGAAGUAUCAGUUACCUAAGACAGGAAUGUGGGUCUUUUGACAGCCUAUAACAAUUGAUUACAUUUGAACUUUUGAGGUGAUGACUCAACUUUUAUUUUAUUCA